AUGCAGUCCAUGCAAAGGCAGUUUGGCCGACUCAUGAAAAGGUCGGCCGAUGACAGCCAGGUGGCAAUUCUCCUCAAGGAUUUUGAAGAAGCAGACAAAAUCUUGGGACGAAUCAUCGAUUCCACCAGCGCAUGGCGCGAUGCUUGGUCGUCCCUCUUGACGCACCAAAAUCGAAUGCUGAGCGAAUUCGAAGGUCUAUAUGCUCCCAUUCUCGGUUCCUCCGACUCUUCUGCGCCACAGCCUGCCCCAACUCCAGAGGCCACCUUGGCUCGGACCAACAAGCUCCGCGAGCAUUAUGAAGACCUCCGAAAGGAUCUACUGGGGGACCUGGCUGCCAUCGAUGAUCGCAUGAUCCGACCAGCGUCGCAAGCUAGGGAAUUCAUAAGCCCAGUCAAGAAGACCAUCAAAAAGCGAGAUGAUCGAAAGUUGGACUUCGAGCGCUACCAAGGGCGCGUAGACAGCUAUGCCAAAAAGACAAAGCGAUCAGACCGGGACAACGCAGCUCUUGCCAAGGCAGAGAGUGACCUUGCCAAAGCAACCGAGGACUACCACGCAGCGGAUGACCACUUGCGAGAAUGUCUACCACCUUUGAUUGCCGCCGCAUUCUCGCUGCUCCCUCGUCUGCUCGCCACGCAGAUUGAGAUCCAAAACACCAUGCUAGCCAACUACUAUACCGUAGUACACAACUACUGCCAGGAGGCGCAAUUCCCAUCGCCUGCUCCCCCAAUGGAGCAAGUCAUCCAGGAAUGGGAACGCGACCACCUCCCCGUCCAGCAAGAAGUAGAGGCAUUCGGCUGCAUCGUCAACGGCAAAACCGUGAAAAUGUCCCAAGUCCCCGAGGAAUCACGAACCUCCCGCAUCACCAGCCGUCUCCCAGCAAUCAACGGAUCCUCAUUCUCCCGUCGCCCUUCAAACAGCGAAACCCCUCCACCCAAGCCGCCACGGCCCACUUCACCUUCUGCCACAGCUACAGCUACAGCUUUCAGCAACAAAAAGCUCCCCCCACCACCCAAACCAUCCUACGACACCAAACCAUCCCCAGUCUUCGAAACGAAACCUCGAUUAGCCUCUUCAGCUUCUAACAACAACCUCACCAUCCCCUCCAACUACCAUCUCUCCCCGCAACCAUCCUCUUCCCCAGGCACAGAGUCCUACUACUCAGCAACUGAGCACGCCCGCACUCCAUCCCCGGGCCCCUCAUCCUCCGUCGCGGCCCGCGCCGACUAUUUCAGUCGAAUCCAGCCUUCAGCAACACCAGCCAGCGCCAUCAGAGCAACCUCCCCCGGCGUUAGUGCCCUAGUUGCCGGAAAGAAGAAGCCCCCGCCGCCACCCCCACCGCGGGCUAACUCGAGCACUGCGCUAUACGUGACGGCCCUGUAUGACUUCGGAGGUCAAAGCGCGGGGGAUCUGGCUUUCCGGGAGGGAGAUCGGAUCCGUGUCCUGAAGAAGACGGAUAGUACGGAUGAUUGGUGGGAGGGGGAGUUACGUGGGGUGAAGGGGAGCUUUCCGGCUAAUUAUGUGGAGUGA
Molecule: messenger RNA, 1527 nt
Organism: Aspergillus niger
Lineage: Eukaryota; Fungi; Ascomycota; Eurotiomycetes; Eurotiales; Aspergillaceae
Exons: 4
Coding region: 1-1527 (508 amino acids)
Biological process (GO): plasma membrane tubulation; actin cortical patch localization; endocytosis
Cellular component (GO): medial cortex; mating projection tip; Rvs161p-Rvs167p complex
Molecular function (GO): lipid binding; protein binding
Source: RefSeq, a predicted model, not a curated record